UAACACAUCUACGGCGGAAGUCAAGGGAAAGUGGGAGGAAAAAAAAAGCGUUCGACAAGUCUAGAUUGUGAAUAACACCGGUAUAGCAUGAUGAAAACGAACUUCUGUUAGGUCAAUACUUUUACAAUCGGAAAAUAACUUUCAAAAAUAGUUUAUUGUGCGGGACACAUAGUCUUACUAUCGAGUUCACAAUGGGACUCCCAACUCUGGAGUUUAGCGAUUCUUUUCUGGAUAGCCCUGAUUUCAGAGAACGGCUAAAAUAUCACGAAAUAGAGUUGGACCGGACAAACAAAUUCAUCAAAGAACUGAUCAAAGACGGGAAUAUGUUGAUAACGGCGCUAAAGAAUCUGUCCACUGCUGUCCAGAAGUUCUCUCAGUCCCUCCAGGAGUUCCAGUUUGAGUGUAUAGGAGACGCAGAGACGGACGACGAGGUCAAUAUUGCCCAGUCGUUCAAGGAGUUCUCCCAGCUGCUGAACACGGUGGAAGAAGAGAGGAGACGUUUGAUCCAGAAUGCCGGACGAUGUGCUAAUUGCACCUUUAGAGAAGUUCAGGAAGGAACAGAUUGGAGCUGCGAAGGAAGGGAAGAAGAAGUUUGACAAGGAGACAGAAAAAUACUACACCGUUCUAGAGAAGCACCUGGCCUUGUCUUCCAGGAAGAAAGAGCCAUUCUUACAAGAGGCAGACACACAGAUUGACAAAGAGAGACAGGUCUUCUAUGAUGCUUCCCUGGAGUACGUCUUCAAGAUUCAGGAGGUCCAAGAAAAGAAGAAGUUUGAGUUUGUGGAACCGCUGCUGGCCUUCCUGCAGGGUCUGUUCACGUUCUACCACGAAGGAUACGAGCUCGCUCACGAGUUUGAGCCGUACAAACAACAACUCCAGUUCAACCUGCAGAACACGAGGAACAACUUUGUGAGUACGAAGCAGGAAGUCGAGAAACUGAUGAAGAGAAUCAGAUCAGCUGAUCAGGACUACAAACCUCCAGGGCAGUGGACCAUGGAGGGUUUCCUCUACGUUCAGGAGAAACGGCCGCUGGGAUGCACGUGGACGCGACAUUACUGUACAUAUGAGAAGAGCAGCAAAACCUUCGCCAUGAUCAACUUUGAAACCAAAUCAGCUGGCAAACAGAAUGGUCUGGUGGUGAGUCCAUCUGAGAUGUUCAAGCUGAAGUCCUGUAUCCGAAGGAAGACCGACUCCAUCGACAAGCGUUUCUGCUUCGACAUCGAAGUGGUGGAGAGAACUGACAUCUGUCAAGGAACUCUUUUCCGACCGCUUCAGUUAAAGUUCUGUAAAGUCCGGCAUGGCAUCGUGACUCUCCAGGCUCUGUCUGAGUCCAACAGAAGGCUGUGGCUGGAGGCUAUGGAUGGCAAGGAGCCGAUUUACAACCUUCCAGCCAUUCUGAGCAAGAAAGAAGAGACGUACCUAAACGAGGCAGGGUUUAAUUUUGUGAGGAAAUGUAUUGACUUGGUGGAGGUAAGAGGGAUCAACACGCUGGGCCUCUACAGAAUAGGAGGGGUCAACUCCAAGGUCCAGAAGUUGAUGACCACUGUGUUUGCAACCAAGGCUCCUGUUGAUAUGAACCUGGACCCAGACACCUGGGACAACAAGACCAUCACCAGCGGCCUGAAGAAUUACCUCAGGUGUCUCUCUGAGCCUCUGAUGACUUUUAAGCUCCACAAAGACUUCAUCAUGGCUGUCAAGUGUGAUGACCAGAACUACAGGGUUAGGGCCGUCCAUGCCUUGGUCCACAAGCUGCCUGAAAGGAACAAGGAGAUGAUGGAGCUGCUGAUCAAACACCUCGUCACAGUGUCCACCCACAGCCAGUUCAACCUGAUGACGGUGUCCAACCUGGGCGUGAUCUUCGGGCCCACGUUGAUGAGGUCACAGGAGGAGACGGUGGCCGCCAUGAUGAACAUCAAAUUCCAGAACAUCGUGGUGGAGAUUCUCAUCGAGAACUUUGACAAGAUCUUCCACCAGGCUCCAGACCCCAACGUACCUCUUCCCCAGCCCCAAUCCCGACCAAGCUCACGCAGGAGCAGGGCCAUCUGCCUGUCCACAGGCCCUAGGAAGCCUCGCAGCAUCUACACCCCAACACUGUGUCUCGCAGACGCUGACAGUCCUUGUACAGGUGACACGUUCAGCAGCAGUCCAGGCAGCACCCCCUUGGGAAGCAUGGAGUCCCUCUCCUCCCACUCCUCUGAGCAGAACAGCUCGUCCAAGACCACUGGCACUUCUUCCCACCACCAGCCCAAAGACAAGGCUUCCCAUCCCCCUGGCCUGUGGCUGGGGAUGGGGCAGGGGACAAGCCAGUGGCUGGGGAUGGGGCAGGGGACCAGCCUGGAGCAGGGGAUUGGUCAGGGGACGAGCCUGGAGCAGGGGAUUGGUCAGGGGACCAGCCUGAAGCAGGAGAUUGGUCAGGGGACCAGCAUGGGGCAGGAGAUGGGUCAGGGACCAACCCUGGGUCUCCGUCGCUCCCCCUCCCAGCUCUCUUCCAACGGGCCAGGGAAAGGAAGCGUCCCAUCCUGCCUUAGCAGCCCAGAGUCUAGCUCCAGGGAAGACGUGGAGACAGGGAGGACAGACGGGGAGUCGGAGGGAGAUGCUCUGAGUCUGUCCUCAACCAGUACCACAGCUACACCCAGGGGGUCCAUCGGCCCGAAGAAAGCCCCCCACUCCCAGACGGAUCUCAGGCCGAUGCCUGUAUCCCAACAGACCCAGCUGAACCGCUCAGCCGCCCCAUCUCUGAGGUCACUGUAUAUCUCUGAAGGCCGUAGGAGUCUGGCAGGUUCAGUCCAGAGUCUGUCUGCCGGGACGCUGGAGCAGAAAGACCAGCAGAAGGAUCAGAAGGAGAGUGUAAAGUCUGCAGACCACCCAGACCUCCCUCCUAAACUAGUCACCCGUCGGAGAUUGGACAGGCCGGACAAGAUGGAGUCCUCCAGAAACGGAUACCAGAGACCAGGCUCAGUGGUUGCUGCAAGAGCCAUGCUGUUUGAAAACUGCCCUUCAGCGGCGCAGACCACACCUGUUGGAAGAGAUGCCAAGGCCAUGUACUCCUGUGAGGCAGAACACAGCCAUGAGCUCAGCUUCCCACAAGGGGCUCUCUUCUCAAACGUGUAUCCAUCUAUUGAACCUGGCUGGAUCCAAGCAACGUUCCAGGGAAAGACUGGCCUGAUCCCUGAGAACUAUGUGGUUUAUCUCUAACAACAAACUGACUGAUCCAAGACCUGAACAACCCGAACCUUGAUCAUUUCAUGGUAUCCAUGGUAACGAUAAUCUGUAACGCGAUUGAUUGAUUGUUGUGAAGGCCAAGUUUUCCCCUAUUGAUCAGAAAUGUAGAUAUGGGAACGUUGAGCAUAGUUCACAUGCAGUAGAAGGAGUAGAUGUGUGUUUUUAUCACCUGAAUGAUAUACCUACCUACCUACCAAAUCUACACCCUUGUCGAGAUGAAUACUUCUGGUCGUGUCAUGCUGCUGGUCCAAUUCUUAUAGGUUAGUGUUGAAAUACUGUAUGUUCCAGAUGGGAUAUGCAGUAAAAACAUACACGAUUGAUAAUAUACACUGAACAAAAAAUAUAAACUCAACAUGUAAAGUGUUGGUCCCAAGUUUCAUGAGCUGAAAUAAAAAAGAAACCUUGAAAUGUUUCAUACGCCCAUAAAUGUGUUUUUCUGUUAAAUUCUGUGUACAAAUGUGUUUACAUCCCUUAGCAUUUCUCCUUUGCCAAGAUAAUCCAUCCACCUGACAGGUGUGGCAUAUCAAGAAUGCUGAUUAAACAGCAUCAUUACACAGGUGCACCUUGUGCUGGGGGACAUUAAAAGGCCACUCUAAAAUGUGCAGUAUUGUCACACAACACAAUGCCACAGAUGUCAAAAUGUUUGAGGGAGCAUGCAAAUGGCAUGCUGACUGAAGGAAUGUCCACCAGAGCUGUUGCCAGAGAAUUGAAUGUUAAUUUCUCUACCAUAAGCCUCCAACGUUGCUUUAGAGAAUUUGUCAGUACGUCCAACCGGCCUCACAACCGCAGACCACGUGUAUGGCGUUUUCUGAUGUCAGCAUUGUGAACAAAGUGCCCCCUGGUGGCAGUGGGGUUAUGGUAUGGGCAGGUAUAAGUUAUGUACAACGAACACAAUUGUAUUUUAUCGAUGGCAAUUUUAAUGCACAGAAAUACAGAGACGAGUACCUGAGGCCCAUCGAGAGGCCCAUUUUUUAAGGUAUCUGUGACCAACAGAUGCAUAUCUCUAUUCCCAGUCCAAUGCUUAUACCCCCAGUUAGUAUUACGGGCACACAAAUAUAUCAGAGUUCGAAAAGAAAACGUUUUUUACCUAAAGAACAAGACUUAAGACCCUGGUGAGAGUAUGAAACAAUCCGUCCCUUCGUCCCUCUCUAACAAGAGCAAGGUAUCGUGUUUCAUUUGAAAACAGCAUAACAGUUUGUAAAAGCAGCAUAUUUCAGGUCAUCCCACCCCCCUUUAACCUUUGAACCCCUAACAGCUAAUUCCAUGGGUGAAAGCACAUAGAUUACUGCCUAAUGAAUUCAUUUCAAUUCAUUGAUUUCCUCAUAUGAACUGCAUGUUACGUUUAUAUUUUUGUUCAGUAUAAUAUAAUAGUAAUAAUAUAAUAAUAAUAAACGUCCAGGAUUCAAUUGCGAUUUUGUCGGCUAUGCACCAAAUAAAAGUGAAUUAUCUGACCGAGCUGACAGGUUUACUGUGAGCGCCGUCUCAGCGAAAGCUAGAACAUCACCUUUAAAAAGGUGCAUAGCGUGAUUGGACUAAAUCCUACUAAUAAAUACCCACAGGUGUAAAGAUAUACAGGUGUGUUACCCAUAGACCUGCUGUUUGCCUGUCUUCAGUGUUGUGGUACUAAUUCACUUCCAGUAUUACGUCAGUCUCGUUUAGAUGACAGGUAGGAUUCUCUUCUUUGAUCAAACCAACACAUCUUUCUGAAUCUUUAAACAAAAUUUAGAUUUUGUACAUUUCAAUGUUUAUGGCAAUAGACAGUUUAUUUAAUGUGAAAUAGUCAGUGCACCUUAGCUGUCAGCUCCUAUCAGCUGUGGUUGUUGGAAUGCAUCCCACAUUCUCAGUUUAGUCAUUUAUCAGACGCUCUUACCCAGAGCGCCUUGCUUCAAGGGGACAUCGACAGGUGUUUUUUACCUAGUUGGCUCAGGGAUUCAAUCCUUGUGGCUCAGUUGGUAGAGCAUGGUGUUUGCAACGCCAGCAUGGUGUGUGCAACGCCAGGGUUGUGGGUUCGAUUCCCACUGGGGUGCCAGUACAAAAAAAAGGUAUGAAAUGUAUGCAUUCACUACUGUAAGUUGCUCUGGAUAAGAGCGUCUGCUAAAAUGACAAAAAAAAAUGUAAAAUGUACCUGCAACUAAGUAUGUGGUGUGAUACUUUUGACCAGGACUCAUAGGGCUCCAUUUGGGAAUGUAUUUUCUUAACUAGUAAAUCACUCAAGUGUUUUUCUUAACUAGUAAAUCACUCAAGUGCACUUUUGUUUAACUAUAUGGUACCUGCAUGUCACACAUCCAGGAGCUCUUCCUCUAUUUGGUACUAUUCAAGUAUUUACCCUUCUUUAAAUCUUCACUGUGUAUGGAAAGAAAUGAUCACUUAAAGGGCCAGGAUGCGAUCCGAUCCAGCUAUGCACAUUUUAAAGCCGAAGUUCCUGUUGUUUCGUAGAGAACACGGGAAAUUACCUUUAAGUGGUGCAUACGACCCAUAUCGUCGAUCGGUUUGAAUCCCGGGCCGUAGUUAACUCGUUUUAAUGUAUCGUUACGUCUAAAUGAUGAAUUAGAAUACUGAAUGUUUGUCUAAUGUCCGAUAUAUUACUCUCUAGUCUAGUACACUGGUGUACUAGCAAUGUCAACGGUGAAUUAUAUCAACUCAGACUAAACAUGUAUAAUAUGAGGCCAACGUCCCAAAUUGCACCCUUUAGCCUAUAUAUAGUGCACUACUUUAGGCCAGAGCCCUAUGCCCUAUAUAGUGCACUACUUUAGACCAGAGCCCUAUGGACCCUAUGCCCUAUAUAGUGCAUUACAUUAGACCAGAGCCCUAUGGACCCUAUGCCCUAUAUAGUGUACUACUUUAGACAGGAGCCCUAUGUACCCUGGUCAAAAGAGGUGCACUAUGAAGGGAAGAAGGUGCCAUUUGGGACGUAACCUCCGAUUCUAUUUUUUAUUAAAGAUGGUGUUUGAUAUUUAAUUUUGUACUGUCACAAAAAAAAACUAAAGACGACUCAAGUAAUAAAUAUGUAACUUGUGUACAACA
Molecule: messenger RNA, 6246 nt
Organism: Salmo salar (Atlantic salmon)
Lineage: Eukaryota; Metazoa; Chordata; Actinopteri; Salmoniformes; Salmonidae
Source: RefSeq, a predicted model, not a curated record